Molecule: messenger RNA, 1284 nt
Organism: Caenorhabditis remanei
Lineage: Eukaryota; Metazoa; Nematoda; Chromadorea; Rhabditida; Rhabditidae
Exons: 4
Coding region: 1-1284 (427 amino acids)
Biological process (GO): nervous system process; signal transduction; regulation of membrane potential
Cellular component (GO): membrane; synapse; neuron projection
Molecular function (GO): extracellular ligand-gated monoatomic ion channel activity; neurotransmitter receptor activity; transmembrane signaling receptor activity
Source: RefSeq, a predicted model, not a curated record
AUGCUUCGGCUUCUCAUUCUUUCAACGUCACUUGUGGCAGUCGCCUGGGCGGCUGCUGCUGGAUGUGAAGACGCUGAUCCGAAAUGUACAGAGUGGGCAGCCACUGGAGAAUGCUCGACGAAUGCCGUUUGGAUGAUGGCCAAUUGCAGAAAAUCAUGUCAUUCGUGUCAGGGAGGAGAUCGUGCAUGGAAACUACGAACACAUAUUCAGACGACGUAUCAGAAUGCGACAGAUAACAAAACAAGAGUUGUUCGUGUUGAAAGUGUUCGAAUUAAUAAUGUAGAAAUAGACGAGAGAAGACAAAAUGUAAAAGUAUUCGGUCGUUUUGUACUCAGCUGGAACGACACAAUGGUCUCUUGGGAUAAGGAGCAGUGGGGUCUCAGUUGGUUAAACUUCUACUGGAUUCAAAUUUGGACUCCAAAUAUUGUUCAAAUCAAUGGAGGAUCUACUUCGAAUCCUGGACAAGUUACUUCGAAAGUUCUCGCAGCUAAUUAUACAGGACAGAUCUAUUUGUGGUCUGAUUUCUCAUUCACAACUCCAUUCAGAUUCCAAUAUGAAGAUUAUCCAAAUGAUCUCCAGAGAGUAUGCUACAAAUUCGACGACAAACGUCUUCUUGCCGUUCACUUCACAGUUGCUGAAGGAGUGAAAAACAAGGAAAGAGAAGCGACGACUGAUCCAUUUGUAUCUGGGUGGAAAAUUGAAGAUGUUGAAGUUGUUGAGUCUCCAUACACUGUCGAACAACUUUCGGAUCCUCGUCGUAAUCCAUUCGACGUUCAAGCUGAUAAUGGGGAAAUUUGUAUUUCAUUGAGAAGAAAUGCAGUCUAUUUCACUUCUGAAAUGUUGCUUCCAGCUCUAAUCACUUCUCUUUUCACUCUUUCUGCAGUAUUCUUCCAACUGUCAAAGACCCAACCAAUUCUUCUCGGAUUCUCGGUCGUUGCUCAGAUUCUUUCCUUGAUUCUGGUCUCACAGCGUCUUCCAUCAUUCACUGCACAUACUCCAACAAUCCUGAAAUUCGCUGGUUUCAACAUGGUAAUGACUGCAAUUCUCUUCGUCGUUUCCCUUGUUCUCGAACGAAUGGCAACUUCUCAAGUUGAAAUUCCACCACCACACGGAGUUUCUCAGUUCGCUGGACUCGUCAAUAAACUUCUCCCAAUUCCAAAGAGUUCGAAACACGAGGACACAAGUCUUCAAUACGCUGCAUUCGCUCAUGCUCUCAACCACGUCAUUUUUGCUUUAUCCACUGUUCUCUACUUUGUCGUUAUCUUGUUCUCGUUUGUUUUCUGA